Messenger RNA from Lactuca sativa (garden lettuce), 4224 nucleotides. RefSeq names its product KH domain-containing protein At4g18375. Gene Ontology annotation, molecular function: RNA binding. The record is from RefSeq and is a predicted model, not a curated record. Lineage: Eukaryota; Viridiplantae; Streptophyta; Magnoliopsida; Asterales; Asteraceae.
GGAAAAUCCAACAAGUCGAAUCCGAACCUCAACUCAAACCUGUUUAUCCCCAAACCAUAUGGAGAAAAAGCCCUAGUUGGCUCAAUCUUCCGGGUCGAUUCUCCUCUUUCGGAGAAAUUUCACCUUGCUCUCUUAGUGGAUUUUAAGCAAUAUGGAAGAUAACAUUCGCCCAUUCAAAAGACCCCAUAACCCCAUUUUUGAGAAUAGUAUCAAUAAAAGAGGCAAAUUUAGUGAUGAAUUUUCAGAAACCUCUAAUUCUUCAGAAACACUCUACCGAAUACUAUGCCACUCUAGAAAAAUCGGUAGUGUAAUUGGAAAAGGUGGAGUGAUAAUCAAGGCCUUACGUGAAAAAACUCAAGCUAAAAUCACAAUUGACGAUUCUAUCCCUGGAUCAGAAGAAAGAGUAGUCAUAAUCUACAGUCCCUCAACAAAAAAGCCAGUAACACAUAAUGAUAUGAAUCUCCAGUGUGCUGCACAAGAUGCUUUGUUAAAAGUUCAUGAUAAGAUUCUUGAAGAAGAUAUAAAUAAUAAUGAAAAGUUGGUCACUACACGAAUUCUUGUUCCAAAUAAUAUGGUGGGGUGUCUUUUGGGAAAAAAAGGAGAUGUUAUUCAGAGAUUGAGAAGUGAAACUCGUGCAAAUAUACGUAUUUUGCCUUCAGAUCAGCUUCCUGUUUGUGCUUUGAGUACUGAUGAAUUGGUUCAGAUAUCAGCUAAACCAGCUAUUGUAAAAAGGGCUCUCUAUGAAAUUUCUACCUUGUUACAUCAUCAUCCACGCAAGGACAACUUCAUUCCUUCCGGGCCCCACGGAUUUCAUCCACCUGGACCUCAAAUUACAAAUCUACCCCCGCCUGCCAGGUGGCGGGGGGAUUAUGGCAGUGACCACUCACGAUUUGGUGAUACUCCUUCUGAGUUUUCAAUGAAAAUUCUUUGUUCCACAGCAAAAAUCGGAGGGGUGAUUGGUAAAGGUGGCUCAAAUGUCAGACAAAUUCAACAAGAAACUGGAACCGAUAUACAUGUUGAUGAUGUGGCAGCUGACUCAGAUGAGCGUGUGAUUUGUGUGUCAUCGUUUGAGGAUUUGAGGAAUCCGAGGUCAAGAACGAUCGAUGCAAUUCUUUUUUUACAAGAGAAAGCGAGUGAUUAUUCCGAGAAAGGAAUUGUUAGUACAAGAUUACUUUUGCCAUCUAGUAAAGUCGGUUGCAUUCUUGGGCAAGGUGGACAUGUGAUUAAUGAAAUGAGAAGGAGAACAAAAGCAGAUAUUCGUGUUUACUCUAAACAAGAAAAACCUAAGUGUGCUAGUAAAGACGAAGAGCUUGUAAAGGUGUCUGGAAUUUAUGGUACGGUUAAAGAUGCGGUAGCUGAGAUUGCAUCAAGAUAUCGAGAAAGAUGUCUUCGUGAUGCAAAACCUGAAGCGGAAUCAUCUCCUCAUGGUGGUCGCUUAGCUGGCUAUGGACCUUUUACAGGUAGUGGAAGGGUGUAUGAUGAACCACGUAGCUAUCCACCUCCUACAAGGGACUAUGAACUUUAUAGUCACUUGGCUCCACAUAGGGACUAUGAGCCUUAUAGUCAUCAAGCUCUUGUAAGGGAUUAUGAAGGUGGUGGAUAUAGGGCUCCUAUUAGGGAGUAUGAAUCUAAUGACUAUGUUGCCCCUCGUGUGGGUUACCCUUCACCUCUAAGGGACUAUGAGUAUGAACCUCAGGGUUACCAAAGAUUCUUACGUGGUGUGGAUAUGAAGAUGUCGAGUAGCAGUAGAGGUUUUUCUAUUGGGAAUGCUAGUGAGCCAUGGGUGAUAAAACAUUAUUUGCAAUUGAAGAUCAUUUAACCCUAAAUGCACUGCUAAACAUGCUUGAAGAGGCUAUGAUGGAGAUGGUGCCGCAACAUAAAUUCUCUCAAGAAUCUUUAAAUGAAGAACGACAUUCAUAGUGUUCUUCAUACUAGUGUCUUGCAGGGGAUUAUAAUGGUUAAUACUACGAUAACCUUAUCGAUAUCAAUAGUCGCUCUCGGUUUAGAUUCGGUCUCUUUUGGUGGUAAUGAUGUAUGGGAUAAUAAAGACAAUGUGGCAUCAUUAAAAGCAGUCUGGCUCAACACGGUAAGCCCAUAACUUACUAGGCCGUCUCUCCUUAUCGAAUGCAAACCAACUAUGCAAACCGGGAAACAAUAAAUUAUGGCAAGAAAAUCACCCGUACAAAUCUUUAUGCAACAUCUCAGGAAACAUGAAAAAGGUAAUACUAUUAUAUUGGAGGGUACUACCCUUGCAACGUAUUGACAACUACAUAACCCAGUUAAAAAAGCAAAAAAAGCAAGAACCCAAGAACCCAGACAUAUGAACAUCGAUACACAUUGGUAAGGGCCAUAACUUUGGCUAAUGGAAGAUGCACAUUAAGGAUUAUGUGUAUCGGACAAAAGUACAUGAACCAUUGUUAGGGAGGAGGAAGUCAUUCCCUCCCAACCCACGCAAUCCACUGCAACAUCAGUUUUUCUUUUUUAUUUUUCUUCAUCUUUUUCAACCCAUAACACACGGAAACCAUAUCUUUUUCAACCCUCUCAACCCAUUCAAUUAAAAAAAAUACAAAACAAUCAAGGUAAAAUCUUAGUUAGCAAUAGAGUUACUGUCGGUACUGCUCCCUUUUCUUCGGAUUGUUUAUUUGGUUUCACUAACCCACUUUAUCCUCUCUCUCUCUCUCUCUCUCUCUACUUUCUCUCUCAAUUUCUCUUGUACCAUGUGUUUUAAGAUUUGUACAUUAGUUGUUUUGUAUUUUUUUAAUUGAGUGGGUUGAGAAAGAUAGGAUUUCCGUGUGUUGUGGGUUGGGAAAGAUAGGGAUGAGCAAAAACCGAACCGAAAACAAAAAAAAACCGACAUAACCGAAACCGAAAAACCGAAACCAAAGCAAUAACCGGCGGUUUAGAUUUGAAUUUUACAAAAACCGAAAAAUAAUGGUUUGGUUCGAUUUUGACGUAUAAAACUGCCCAUGAAAACCGAACCGACCCACAUAUAUAUUAUUUAUUAUGUUUUAAAUUUUUAGUUUUAGACUUUAGACUUUAUCCCUUUAGUGCUUUAUGUUUAUUUUCAACAGACUGUUAAUGUUAUUAAAAUUUGAUCUUUUGAACACUUUUAUGCUUUUAGAAUACUAGAAUCAGUAUUCUUUAUUUAGUAUAUUUGAAAUAGAUAUAAUAUUAUUUAUCGCAAUGUACUUUCACUGGUUUUGAGCCCAAAAACUAGAAAAAAAAGCAGGAGCUCAUAAACCCACAGUUUAAAACCGAAAACCCAUAAACCCAACCCGGAAAACCGAAAAACCAAACCAUGCAAAAACCGAACCUAUAUGGAUUUAAAAACCGAAAAACCAACUUUCUAUGGUUUGGUUUGGUUUUAGACAAAAACCGACCGAUACUCAUCCCUAGGGAAAGAUGAAGAAAAAAAGAGAAAAACUGAUAUGACAGUGGGUUCAGUGGGUUGGGAGGGAAUGACUCCGUCCUCCCUUAGAGCAUAAAUUUGAAAAGAUGAUGGGAAGGAUAAGCUCAAGCCAAAAAGCCAAUAAGUAUGUGCUUAUUGGCUAUCGUUUAGAUUGGAUCCACAAAAGAUCAAGACCUCUAGUUAGAUACUCUAUCAACCACUUAUUUGCUAUUGAUAGAUUAUCCUAAAGUGUUAGAAUCAAAGAAAUCUUAUGGUGGAAGCAUAUGUUAUGAAGGAAGAUAUGAGUUUAUUUGAAAAGAACCAAGAACUUUUGUCUCACGGGAAAAAACAUUAUAAAAAAGUGGGGUGUUCAAGAAUAACAAGAUGGCACCGAGAGGUGUAAGGCAACAAUGGUGGUUAAGGGUUUUCAAUUGUAAAGUGGAAGCAUAUGCUAUGAAAAGAGAAGUUGAUUAUAACAAGAUCUUCUCUCUGGUAGUGAAAAUGACCACAAUCAACCUUGAGUAUUUUGGUUGCGGAAGAUUUGUAUAUGGAACAAUGAAAUGUCAAGAAAACAUUCCUGCAUGCACUCCAAGAAGACAUCUAGCCGUUGCCACCGCCACAAGCAAUAAGAAAAGUUGGGGUGUAAACCGAUGAAAAAUGUGUAUGUGUUAAAGCAGGCACAUGUGCAACAAGAGUUGAAGUUUGAAAGCUUUAUGUAGGGGAAUGGGACAAUAUGUACAAGAAUUGUGGAAUAGGUCACUUUUGUUCUCUUUACGUUGAUGAUAUAUGUUAAGAAUGUUGCAUAAAGAAAUUCAAUUCCUUUUAUGUUGAUGAUA